Messenger RNA from Salvia hispanica, 668 nucleotides. Its product is annotated as B3 domain-containing protein Os04g0386900-like. NCBI's taxonomy places the organism in Eukaryota, Viridiplantae, Streptophyta, Magnoliopsida, Lamiales, Lamiaceae. The record is from RefSeq and is a predicted model, not a curated record. Gene Ontology annotation, molecular function: DNA binding.
AGAAAUGUGGGCCACCACUAGUUCCAACACGGUGAGGGAAGAUUAUCACACUAUCUCAGCACAAGAUGUCUCUCCCUACUUAGUCAACAAGGAGGCAUUUGGAGUGAAUGGAGAAAAUGAAGGUGGUGAUGGAGUUGGAAUUGAGUGUUGUCUCUCAGGGAAUAAGGAUUUCUUUGAUGUUAUUAUGUCAAAGUCACAUAUCACCCGCCCUCACUGUCUGCAUAUGCCAAAACAUAUUCUUCCCAAGCUUCCGGGUGUAACGAUGCCUUUGGUCCUGAGGCAUGGUGACAAACAGUGGGAGACGAUGUACGUUGGAGGCAACAGGAAGCCGAGGUUCGAUUGUGGUUGUUGGAAAACCUUUGUGGAUGAUAACAAUCUGGCAGAGGGAGAUGCUUGCAUCUUUGAGGUGAUGGAGUCGAGCACUCAGAUUCUGAGGUUCGACGUCGUCAUCCUCAGGAACACCAUGGAUCUGCCGCCGGCACUGGUGUCCAAGAUUCAAUCCAAUGGCAAGACACCAGAGACAGCUAUAGAGAUUAUUUAGCUUUCACUAUUUUCACCAUCAAGAAGCUUUACAUUUCUGUCUGGACUCUGGCUUAUCUAUGUAUUCUACUCUACUCUGUUAAUUUAUUGGCCAUGGGAAAUUGGCACCUUAAGGCACAUUCCCUCUA